Messenger RNA from Prorocentrum cordatum, 561 nucleotides. The record is from the annotation of a GenBank genome assembly. NCBI's taxonomy places the organism in Eukaryota, Dinophyceae, Prorocentrales, Prorocentraceae.
AUGGAGGCGUCGUACAAGGAGAAGUGCGUGGGGUCAGCCUUGUCGGACAACUGUUCCCACGAGGAGGCGUCCGAGUGCCAGGCCGACGCCGAGGGGUUUGGCGGGCAGCACGGCGCCUGGGAAGAUGGGCCCCCAGGCCGUCUUCCCAUCCCUGGCUGGGCCUGCAGCGCCUGGGAAGAUGGGGCCCGAGGCCGUCUUUCCACUCCUGGCGGGGCCGGCGCUGCCUGGGAAGAUGGGGCCCCAGGCCGUCUUCCCACCUCCGCGGAGGCCGCCCGCACGGGGGACAGCAAGCCGAGAGCGCUGGAGCCGAGGGCGUGUGGCGCCGAGGCGCUGGUGGAGGCCCCCGAGGGGACCUCGAAGGGAGUGCGCUGGGCUGAUGACCUCGAUGAGAUCACCCAGCAGGUGGUGCCCGAGGUUUCGGCGGCGGCGGAGGCCCCGACGGAGGCCCAGCAGCUCAUUCUCGGCGCCGCUAUGCUGGCGAGGGAGGCCCUCCAGCGCGGCGGCAUCGCCGAGGGCCUUCGGCUGCUGGAGGCGGCCCAGGCGAAGUGCCUGGAGAACUAG